This is a messenger RNA of Perca flavescens (yellow perch), 1743 nucleotides long. Its product is annotated as globoside alpha-1,3-N-acetylgalactosaminyltransferase 1. The transcript has 4 exons. Gene Ontology annotation, cellular component: Golgi apparatus; vesicle; membrane. Lineage: Eukaryota; Metazoa; Chordata; Actinopteri; Perciformes; Percidae. Gene Ontology annotation, biological process: carbohydrate metabolic process. The coding region runs from base 165 to 1196 and encodes 343 amino acids. Gene Ontology annotation, molecular function: hexosyltransferase activity. The record is from RefSeq and is a predicted model, not a curated record.
GUUGCUUUGGUUUUUCUCCAAAACUGAAUACUGCAGAAGCCUGAGGGGGGAACGUAAGGAGGGGAAGGAGGGGAAAGGGAAAGAAGAUAUGUGAAGAAAGGGGAGUGGAAAAUAUUGCAAAAACAAGGACAAGAAAGAGAAAGAAGGAGCAAACAGGUCACAAUAUGGCGCUAUUCCCAUUCUUCAAGAAGCCCGCAGGACCAGUCAGAGUGACCAGAAUACAACUGGUUCUGCACUGUUUUCUCCUGUCUCUUAUCAUAUACUUCCUCCAUGGACUUAAAGCCGCUGUCAGUGUGGAGUCGUCUCAUCCUAUCUUUCAUUCCUUGGGAAUGGACAGGGGAAGAGUAACGACAGACAUGGCAGUCAUCAAGGCAACAGCACCAAAAACUCCUCUGGAGACCCCAUGGGGUGCUCCUUUAGUGUGGGGUGACACCCGUAAAUCAAUUUGGCGCAGGGCUAAAUUUGCAAAUCAGGGAACCCAUACAGGUCUGCUGGCCGUCGUGCUGGGAACUUAUGCCCAGUUUGUUCGACGUUUCCUCUCAUCAGCUGAAACCCACUUUCUCCCUGGUCAGAUGGUCACCUACUACAUUCUCACGGACAAUCCCCGCUCUCUGGAUCCUCCCAUCGAGUUGGGGCCAAAACGACAGCUGAAGGUGGUUCCUGUUGCAGAGCUGCCUGGUUGGGAUAGAUUGGCCCGUCGCCGGAUGGCCCUGCUUGCUGAUGCUAUCAGGAACCCAAUCGGCAGCGAGGUUGAAUACAUCUUCUGUGCUGACAUCGAUCAGGAGUUUGUGGCCCCUGUGGGAGAGGAAAUCCUAGGAGACCUGGUGGCCACAUUGCACCCACAGCUCUAUGGGAUGCCACGAAAUGCAUUUCCUUACGAAGUCGAAGAAGUCUCAUCAGCUUGCGUGGAGGAGGAUGAAGGGGACUACUACUACACCUCUGAGUUGUAUGGGGGGUUGGUUUCUGAGAUGUACAGACUGGCUCGAGCCUGUUCUUUGCUCAUUUUGCAGGACCAGGCUAACGGGGUAAUGGCCAGGGGCCUCGAGGAGAGCUACCUGAACCGCUACUUGAUCGACCACAGGCCAACCUGUGUGCUGUCCCCAGAGUACAGCUGGUGGGACUCGGCCCUGGCUCCUGAUGUGCUUGUACAGAGGCUUGUCUCUUUGGGAAGGAAACAGAAAAGAGAAUCAAUGUAAAAUGAGGGACAUAAGGGUUCGGCUGGCUGAACGCAUUGAAGUAUGGAUGCAGAUCUCAUUCCCACAUGAAGAACUACUGUUUUUAGUUGUAAAUUUCCUUUUGGAGAAGGUCUCUGCUCAAAUAUUAGCAAACAGUGUUUUGAAAGGACAGGAGAUGAAGUGAAAAGAUGAAGAGAAAGCACACAUUCCAAUCGUCUUUAUUCAAUUCAUAAUUUCCAUUUCAUUUUCUGUUCUAUUGGCCAAUAAAUGUAGCCUACAAUCACACCGAAGCAAACUGCCCAAUCUGCUCUCAAUUAAAGGCCCAUUUGUGUGAACAGGAUCUCUGCAUGCUAUCUCCUCCACAGCAGACAAAAAAUAAAUUGACCUGUCUCUUUAAACAAAGCACUGCGCUCUCCAUUAAUACCAGCCUCGGAGAUACUGCUCUAAUGGCUUUGUGGUCAGCAGCGAUAAGAGUCAACAGUGUAAGAGCACACUUUCCCUGCAGUGGCCAAUCAUUAAGUGGAGGAGCUGCUGUUUUGAGUUCUUUAAAUACCAGGUGGGGGGAAAA